CUCUUACAGUAAUAAAAAAGAGAAAAUGGUGAAAGGGCCUUGAUGGAUCGGUCUGUUUUUUUUCAUGUCAUUCGGUACAUUGGUAACACACAAACAAUCUGAUCCUUUGUGCCAAUUUCGACGAGGAAGAUCCAGCUGCGAAAUGACACAACGCAGACAGCCAUCAACACCCAUUUGAUUACGCUUUUUUCAACAAAUAUGGUGUUCACUAGAUUCCUAUAUGUUCUUACCCCCAGAUCACCGUCGUUUUUUAUUUUGUUGUUUUUAUGCUGCAAAAGUUAAAUCGUUAAAAAUGGUGCCUUAACUUGAUUGUGAUACCGAACUGGCCCGAGGGAACACCACUAGGCGGAACGACAGUCGGCGGGGAGUUAUCCCCGCACGGACUCAUUAUCACGUGACACCGCUGGUAAGCCUUUCUGAGCGCGACAAUAACGAACAGAAAAUAUAUGUUUAUACAGAUAUUGUCUGACGCCUCUGAGCGAGUCUGUUUUCCCGAAGCGUCGAGCUGAACACUUCAGCCCAACAGAUGCCGUUCACCUGAACAUCUGGAAGUGAUAUUAUGGCAGCGGAAGAGCUGCUGUUUAUAGAUAUUGAACCAAAGUCAAACAUCUGCGGUCCUGGUGAAGGCAGAGCUGAGAAGCUCACCUGGACUUGCAGUGACGACACUUUUAGAUUUAACUUCCUCCCUGAAAGUUCCCCAGCUCUUCAAGAGAAAACAUCUCCAUCACCCGGCGGGUGCCAAACCACAGCCAGCCUCAUAUCCCUAACGGGACCCGGCUCUGAUUUUGCCUUCGACUUUCAAAUUCCUCCGGUGGAAAACAUGGAGACGACGGAUGCCCGAGACAUCUCCUCUCUGAGCAGCCAGCGGCACGUCCGAGAGGCGAAGCCUUCCCCCCCGCAGGGGGCUAACCCCCCACCUGAGCCUUCACUGCAAUCAAAAGCAAAGAAGAAGAAGAAGAAGAAAUCUGGAAGGAACAACCUCUCCGACGCAGAGGCACAGCAGACGCCAACUUCAGCUGAGGGGGGUCAAGGCGGCGGGGACCCAGAGCUGAGUGCUGAGGAGCAGCUGAACAGACAGCUGGACUGGUGCAUCGAGCAGCUGGAAUGUUCCCUGGGGACCCAGAAGAUUGCACCUAAACAGAAAGAGGAAGCCUCCCGCGCCCUGAAGACUCUACGAAGCUCAAAAGCUCCCCUGGCCAAGAAGAGGCAGGUGAUGAGAGCCAUGACCGGGGAUUACAGGAAGAAAAUGGACGAGGAGAAGAGCAGGCAGCACAAGCUCAUACAGAGUGAAAUUGCAUCCGCUCAGGUAAAAGUUGUUUCAAAAUCUCCAAAGAAACCAUUAUUCCACCGGAGGGCUGAGGUCAAGCAGGCACCCGGCGCAGGGGAGAAGCUGGAUGACGUGCAGGACACAGACCUGAAUGCAAAGGAGGAGACCUCAGCUUUUGUCUUUACUUCGUCAAAGGAGGCCUUCCACUUCAACUUUCUGUGAUCCAGCCCUGUAGCCACUCAAAAUAUUUGCUUUUAAAUUGCUGACUACUUGUAACAACAAUCUCAAUAAAGGGAUUUUUGUAUUUUU
Molecule: messenger RNA, 1576 nt
Organism: Pungitius pungitius (ninespine stickleback)
Lineage: Eukaryota; Metazoa; Chordata; Actinopteri; Perciformes; Gasterosteidae
Gene: c21h8orf33
Product: chromosome 21 C8orf33 homolog
Exons: 5
Coding region: 560-1489 (309 amino acids)
Source: RefSeq, a predicted model, not a curated record